Molecule: messenger RNA, 1406 nt
Organism: Fundulus heteroclitus (mummichog)
Lineage: Eukaryota; Metazoa; Chordata; Actinopteri; Cyprinodontiformes; Fundulidae
Gene: cfap299
Product: cilia and flagella associated protein 299
Exons: 6
Coding region: 19-726 (235 amino acids)
Source: RefSeq, a predicted model, not a curated record
CUAAAAGACGGCCAAAAGAUGGAGGCCAGCUCGGUCGAGCGUUUUUUCACUUCUGUCACUGAGUUUAAAGACUAUGAAGAUUAUCUGGACUCUAAACUCACUCCAACGGAUUUGUUUUAUUUAAAAAGCAGGGAGUUGGCCCGCAAGCUGGUGGAGCACGGCCACAAGGGCAUGAUCCUGAGCAGGGAGGAAUUCGAGGAGAGGAAAGCAGCUGCAGAGGCUCCAAAGACUGAACAGAGCAGCGUUUUCUACAGCAGGAGCCGCCCAACGACACUGGCAAGUGCAGGAAAAGAGCUCAAUGAUAACUUCCUGAAGGCCCUGGCAGAGCGAGAAGAGGCCAACCGCAGUGGGAAAAUGACUUCGAUCAUUUUCAUAAGGGAUUAUAAUACACUUGGACAUGAGGUAUCUGGAUAUAUAGACUACGCCCACAGGCUCAAGAUACAAGAUUUUGAACAAUAUUUCUGUGGAAAGAAAAGGCUCAUGCCAGGACGCUCAGAUUUAUGCUACUACAACUGGACGACACAGACGUCCACGUCCAACUGCAGCCCGAACUUUGAGGUGAUUUAUGACGACCCAAACGGACUUCUCUUCAAGAGCAAGAGGGACCAAAGGAUGCUGAAACUGGAUCCUUGGUCCGGGUCCGGGGAGGACUCCAGCAGGGUGCUCCUCCAGUCGGACCUCUAUGUCCAGGUCGUCCUGUACGACCACAGCGUCAGAGUGGUCUGAGCUGCAGACGCUGCCGCCGUCACAGGCGUACAUGUGGCGCACGACGCAGAGCGCUGGAAGCCUCUAAUUUAAGCGGGUAGAUGCAUCGUCAUUUAUCCUGCACGCCAUCAGGGUGGAGCUGCUGCUGCUGCUGCUGCUGCUGCUGCUGCCUGCAAACGGAGGAUUCCCAGAGGAAGGCGCGGAGGAACCGGUGUGACGGAUGGAAAGUUUCAAGUGGAACUCAGAAAUUCCUUUUGUUGCAUUAUCUGUCAUUCCACAGGUUUUAGUCAGGAGCCAGAACCCUUCACAGCGACCCCAGGCUCAUCCACCGACAGGCUCAACAUGUUUCAGGCUGUUUGUCUAAACAAAUUAAAGGUGUAAGAGCUUUAAAAGAUGAUGGGAGCUGCUUUUAUGUCCUCCCCCAGGCUGCGGUGGAUCCUAUUGGACUGGAAGAGUGGCUAAUGGGCUUAAAGCAUUCCUCGUGUUCCCAGAUGUACGGCACACUAUGCCGGACAUCAAAGCCCUCCAUCACUUAGUCGCUGACUGACAGAUUUUAAUGCAGCACAACUCAACAAAUAAUCUCAUUCGUAAACUUCUUUGAAACUUGAAGAAGUUCGGGUUUUUUUGCCACUGAUGCUGAAACAGAUGGAGGAGUUGCACAAGUAAUAUUACAUCUGACCAUAAAAUAAUAACAAAUUACC